Molecule: messenger RNA, 2064 nt
Organism: Linum tenue
Lineage: Eukaryota; Viridiplantae; Streptophyta; Magnoliopsida; Malpighiales; Linaceae
Source: the annotation of a GenBank genome assembly
GGGAAAACAAAAGGAUAAAAACAAACCAUCCACUUUUGUUUGCCUCUCCAUCCUCCCUCCCCCUUCUUUUCUCUUCUUUUCAGAGAUGAUCACAGCAGCAGGCAGGGGAGGGGACUCAAAAUUGAACUCUCUCUGCUGUUUCUCUUUACCCCCUUUUUUUAGCUCUCUCUUCAUCAUUCAUCAAAGAUUCUCAUCCCAUUCCCACCACACCACGCCCCCUUCUCUUCUUUCAAGUCAAACAAGAAAGAAAGCCCAAAAAUAUAUUAUUUGUACUACCAAAAAAAAGUUGGUAUGAAAUUACUGAAAGCUUUGGCGACCAGCUCAUGGGCAUAUAUUCCCUUCUCUCCAAACACAGCCCCACCUUCUUUGUUUCCAGAUAUGGAGUGAGAGCAGCAACAAAGGACACACACCCUCCUUGCCACUCACUCACCAACAACUACUACUACCAAGAGCUAAUAAUAUAAAUACAAGGGUGCUGCACACAUCUCUUGUUGCCCACAUUCAUUCACAAUCCACAGAAGCCAAGAAGGAAGGAAUUUUGAAGGAUCAUUCUCUAGGGAGAAAAGAAAAGAGAAAGGCAGGAGCUUUCUGCUUGCCUCUUCUGAAUUUAUAUUUCUCUGUCUUGGGUUAUCUUCUACUCCUCUAUGCUACACAUACAAAAUGGAUGAUAACGGCUCUCCAAGUCUCAGCAAUCAAAAUCAAAAUAUGAACUUGGUUCUGUCAACUGAUGCAAAGCCUAGACUGAAAUGGACAGCUGAGCUCCAUCAGAGGUUCGUCGAUGCUGUCAAUCAACUCGGAGGUCUAGAAAAGGCUACACCAAAGAGCCUGAUGAGGGUGAUGGCGAUUCCUGGAUUGACUUUGUACCAUCUCAAGAGCCAUUUGCAGGCAUUUGCUCUCAUCUCCUUUGAUUCGAUUGCCAAUAUCUGAAGCUUGCAGAUUGCUCAAGCUCUCCAAGUACAAAUGGAAGUUCAGAGAAAACUACACGAACAGAUUGAGGUUCAGAGACAUUUGCAGCUGAGAAUAGAAGCUCAAGGGAAGUACUUACAAUCAGUACUGAAGAAGGCACAUGACACAUUAACAGUGUAUAGUUCAUCUUCAGUCGGCAUAGAGCUGGCAAAAGCUGAGCUCUCUAAACUGGUCUCAAUGGUGAACUCUGGAUGCAGCACUAGUUCUUGUAUCUCGGACUUGACAGAAACAGAAACAGAAACAGGUGCAGGUUCUAGCCCGAAAUGGGCAGAUAAAAAACUUUCUAGGAGCCCAGUAUGUUCCAUGGACAGCUCAUUGACAUCAUCCGAAAAUUCUGAACGUAAGGAAGGUGUUGUCCAAAAGCAUGGUUCCAGUACAAAUUGUGUUGAGCUAGCUCUAAUGGAAGUUCACCCACAAGAUCUGUCCAAUCAGAAUACAUCGAGCAAUCCAGGGAAGAAGAGAAAUGAGAAGAGCGUUUCCGACGGUAUCUGUGUAGAUCAACAGCCAUCGGCUAAGAGAUGCAGAACAACCACAACCACAUUUGAUCUGAACAAUGAGUAUGAAAAUGAGGUCAGGACCAGUCCGAGAUCUAUCGACUUGAACUGCAAUGGAGUUUGAGCUCGACAAAGGGGUUUUCCUGGGACCUUUUAAUAUACACAGGAGAAUGAAUGGUUCUGGUGAUAUGACAGCCAACUGCAGCAGAAGUCAAAAGUUCGAUGAAUCGAUAUCCUUGUCCAUAGUCGAUAGACCUAUCAAUGUAUAUUUUUGUCACUUGAAAAUGUAUGAAAAAAAAAACUCAGGAGAGUGUUGGAAAUGCAUCAUCAGGUUAAACAAAUGUUAAUAUUAUAUAAAGUUAGAACGAUGGUACUGUGAAUACUUAUGCCUGCAAUGCGCAUUUUUAUAGAUAUCUUAGUCUGAGUUGCUAUGGCAUCUUUUCUCUUUUGGAGGCCAAGAAGAAGAAGAGCAGAGAACAGUGUCUUUUCUCUUUUGAGUUAGUUUCUGUUUUGCUUCCUACUUUCAGGAGAUAAUGGGACUUGCCUUCGAAUAAUGAUUCAAGGCACUAGUCAUGCUCUGAUUUUGCGAUAAAGGAAUGGUAAA